UCGCACAUGAAAGCUUCUGGCCAGAGGGUUGGGCGCCGGCGUCUACUUCCCUGCCUGCACUAAGUGUUAUGAGAGGCCGAGGCCGCCCCGAGCCUCCCCAUCACUGACAUCAUACAGAGAGGGGAGGAGGGAGGCAGCCUGCCGGAGUCACAGGAGGGAGGACAGGCGGCGCAGGCUGGGAUCCGCACAACACAGCACAGUACUGAGUAACCGGAGGAGCCCGGAGACACCGAGUCCUGGACGGGAUGACACUCUAAUGAUCAGAGUCUGAUUCACACCCCCUCCUCCUCCCUCUACUGUCCGAGCCGGGGAGUGCUGGAUGUGGCUGCGGCUGAGCCGUCCCUGGAAGAGGGAACCGAGUCUGGAUAAGUUGGUCGCGCUUCUUCUCUCAAGGAGGAUCUGAUGCUGAUCCGCUGGAUUAUGGCUCCCGGCUGGAGAGGACCGUGCCGUUGGCUGAGCUGUUCCCUGACUCUUACCCUGAUGGCUUCAGUCUUCCAAGGUGUCCAUACUCAGAUGGUACUAGUCAAUGAUACAGUCUCGGGAUUCGUUGGCACAAGUGUUAUCCUUCAUUGCAGUUUUGUCAAUCCCAUGCCCAAUGUAAAGAUCACACAGGUCACAUGGCAGAAAUCGACAAAUGGCUCUAAGCAGAACGUAGCUAUAUUUAAUCCUUCGAUGGGUGUAUCAAUCCUUCCUCCAUACAAAGAACGUGUGGUCUUCCAGAGCCCUUCUAUUCGUGAUGGUACUAUCCAAAUGAAUCAGUUACAACUAGGAGAUGAGGGACCAUACAUAUGUGAAUUUGCUACAUUUCCUACUGGAAACCGUGAGAGUCAACUGAACCUCACUGUACUUGCCAGACCAGUCAAUCAAAUGGACGUGGCAUCCAAAAAACUGGUAGCAAAUACUUUGAGCAACGAUAAGAUUGUGGUUGCAACCUGUAUGUCAGCCAACGGGAAGCCACCAAGUACAAUUACCUGGGAAACCAAGCUGAAAGGGGAGGCAGAAUAUCAAGAAAUAAAGAAUGAUAAUGGAACCGUGACUGUGAUCAGUCGAUUCAAACUUAUGCCCACCCGGGAGGCCCACCAGCAGCCACUGACUUGUGUUAUAAACUACCAAACAGAAAGAGAUACAAAGAACACCACCAUCAAUGUACAAUAUGCGCCUCAAGUCUCAAUUGAAGGAUUUGAUGGAAACUGGUAUGUUAAGCGUUCUGAUGUGAAACUGAUGUGCAAAGCAGACUCUAAUCCUCCUCCGUUCUCAUACCAAUGGAGAAUGGCUAAUGGGUCGUUUCCAGACAGUGCAGAAGUGGACAAUAACACCCUGUUUUUCCGUGGACCGGUUACCUACUCUUUCUCUGGAACAUACAUCUGUGAGGCCAGAAAUGCUAUUGGAAGCCAGACUGGACAAGUGGAUGUUAAUGUUACAGAAUUCCCUUUCACCCCGACUCCUACAGACCAUCCGGACAAGAGAGAAUCCUCCAUGUUCUCAGCAGCAAUCAUUGGAGGGGCAGUGGGUGGAGCAGUGCUAGUGCUAGCUGUUUCUGUCAUCCUGUUUGUGGUGCUUCGAAGGAGACAUCACACCUUUAAAGGAGACUACAACACUAAGAAACACAUCUAUGGAAAUGGUUAUAGUAAGGCAGGUGUGGCACAGCAUCCGCCUAUGGCACAGAGUUUGCAAUACCCAGAGGAUUCUGAUGAUGAGAAGAAGCCAGGCCCUGUUGGAAGCAUCAGCUAUGAAGACGAGGAAGAUGAUGAGGGUAUAGAUGGACGUAAACUGAGCACAAAGUACGACGAUGAAUCUAAGCGCCCUUAUUUCACAGUAGAGGAGGGAGAACGAUGUGGCUAUGGUGAGGAUAGAACUCUAGGGUUCCAAUAUGAACCUGAAGAUCUGCCUGAUAAUCUGGUUGCCCAGAACGAUGGUUCUUACAUCUCAAAAAAGGAAUGGUACGUGUAAGAGAGAUGUGCCAAAUAAACUGAACUUUGCAGUUGGACACUUACACAUGCCAUUAUCCCUGAGAUGGUAGACUUUCAGCUGUUGGGAGAAAUGAUCACGUGAUGAAAGCAAUGUCUUAUCUCUUGAUAUAUGAAUAUAAUAUCUUUUUUAUGCCUCAUACCUGCAGGGUCAUUGUCACCUGCAAAAUUCCCAUACCCAACUGUUAAACUUCCAGACUUCUAGUUCCUCGUCAUGUUAUGUUGUACGACAUAUGAACAGGGUGACUACGUUAUAGUGUUUAAGUUCAUUUACACAAGUUGACACACACACAGCAUGCUUUUCUUUUCAAAGGGUUAAAAUACACCAUUGUGCAGCCUAUCCAACUGUACAGCAUAGCCAUUAUACACCCAAUAGCAUGUAAUGUUCUUGGCUUUAUCAGUAUGCCAUUGAUGCUCAUUACGAGAGCCUACUACUGAAGAGAAACAAAAUGCAAAUAAUAAAACCACACUUGAGGUACGUUCACAAAAACAAUAAUAUCACAUUACUUAGCAUAUCAAAGCUUAUCACUUUGAAACACCACUAUUGAUGCAUGCAUUACAAACUUGUUGUAAAUGAACACAACGUAAACUGCCUUCCUUCAUUAUUUGCUCUGAAACACUGGAAUUUAUCGCUGGGUACUUUGUAGCUUUUUUAUAAUUGUUAUUUUUUUAAUUUCUUUGUGUGUUUUGAGGGGUUUUGUUUUAUUCCAGAUACAGAGGCUGCUAUGCCAUAAUAUAUUUUAUCCUGCAUGUUGCAGGGUAAGCAAAUGACAGUGAAGCUGGUGGUUAGUGACAAUGUUGGGGACUAGUGUAUCCUUGUUUCUGCCUGGGACAGUGUUGAUAUUUCCGAUAAAGAUUUAUGUAUAUUAACAUACAGACAUGAAACAUUUCCAUUGCUCCUGUCCUCCAUGCUUCCAUACAAACAGCACUGCACUUAUAACUACCAAAGUGACAAAACCAUCCUAUACAAAGGCAUAGAUACAGACUACUAUCAACAGCUGCUUUGCGGAUAUUCUAAAGAAACCAUGGAUUGUAAAAAAAAAAAAGACAGACACGAAAGGUGAAGAAUUUGUUUUGCUUAAGAGCAAACAUUUAAUUAAACUGAAUUAUAAUGCCAAAAUGACUUACUGCUACUAUCUUACAAUCUGUAAGAUUCAUUGACCCCUAUGUUUUGUUUAAGGACAUUCAGAUGUAACAUUUUGCUGUGCUAAGGGUAAGACCCUCCAAGUUCAGUGAUCUAAACACUUACAAGAAGAUAAAAUAAUUGGAAAAAAAUCACUCACCUUGGUAGGAUGCAAGGAUGAGAAAUGUUGUUGGUAGUUUUUACCUUUUGUGAGAUCUGAGGCUGUUAUAUAUGUUAUCCUUGUUUUUGACCUUGUUUAAAGCCAAGCUGGAUAUUUACGCAGGGGACCGCAAGAUGCAGCAUCCAUGGACUACAAGUAGAAUCACUAAUACUGGUUAUCUUUCAGUGGUAAUGUCCAGCUCUCCCGCCAGGGGGUUUGUCUUAUCGUUUGCUUUUUUAUGUUUAAUUCAUAUAAAUCAUGUUAUAGAAUA
Molecule: messenger RNA, 3521 nt
Organism: Rana temporaria (common frog)
Lineage: Eukaryota; Metazoa; Chordata; Amphibia; Anura; Ranidae
Gene: NECTIN1
Product: nectin cell adhesion molecule 1
Exons: 6
Coding region: 403-1950 (515 amino acids)
Biological process (GO): homophilic cell-cell adhesion; heterophilic cell-cell adhesion; protein localization to cell junction
Cellular component (GO): adherens junction
Source: RefSeq, a predicted model, not a curated record